This is a messenger RNA of Bipolaris zeicola 26-R-13, 465 nucleotides long. RefSeq lists its product as uncharacterized. The transcript has 4 exons. Lineage: Eukaryota; Fungi; Ascomycota; Dothideomycetes; Pleosporales; Pleosporaceae. Gene Ontology annotation, molecular function: superoxide dismutase activity; copper ion binding. Bases 1 to 465 code for a protein of 154 amino acids. Gene Ontology annotation, biological process: removal of superoxide radicals. The record is from RefSeq and is a predicted model, not a curated record.
AUGGUCAAAGCCGUCGCCGUCCUCCGUGGAGACUCCAACAUCAAGGGAACCGUCACUUUUGAGCAGGCCGACGAGUCCUCCCCCACCACCAUCUCAUGGGACAUUACCGGCCACGAUGCCAACGCUGAGCGUGGCAUGCACAUUCACGCCUUCGGUGACAACACAAACGGCUGCACAUCUGCUGGACCCCACUUCAACCCCCACAACAAGACCCACGGUGCCCCCAGCGACGAGGAGCGCCACGUCGGUGACUUGGGCAACUUCAAGACCGACGGCCAGGGCAAUGCCAAGGGCACCGUCACCGACAAGCUGAUCAAGCUCAUCGGCUCCGAGAGCGUCAUUGGCCGCACCAUUGUCGUUCACGCUGGCACUGACGACCUUGGCAAGGGUGGCCACGAGGAGUCCAAGAAGACUGGUAACGCUGGAGGCCGUCCUGCUUGCGGUGUCAUUGGUAUCUCCAACUAA